AUGUUGUCCAUGCAAAAGACGCCCACCUUCAUCCUGCCCCCAACUGCGAAUCUCAACAACCACAACCCUCAUGGUAUCCAAUCCAACCCAACCGCGGAGCAUCGCAACUCCACCCGCGCUCUGAGCUUGUCGGAAAUCCCCGCCUUUCCCGAUGGUCCAUCCAUGGGCGAUGGUCUCUCUCGCCAUGAAAGCAUCAGUACCGACGGCACCUCCAACGAUUCUCCCGAGUCUUGGGACGGGGAAAGCCACUCUGAUAGCUGUCCCUCGGUCGACUAUGAGAUCAAAAUCCAUGACGGCUCGUACCCGUUCGUCGACUCAACAUUAGCCCCGCUCCCGUCCUCUUCGUCCUCCGCGACUGCCACCGCCAUUAUGACAGCCGGGUCAAAACAUUUCCAGAUUAACUACGUCACUUCUAAUAAUAUGAAUGUGUCCUUGACCGAUGACGUGACCCCCAAGGUCGAGGAGAUUGAUGGUGCGGAGGACUUGCGGAGCAUCAAAACCCUCGAGGCGGAGAACACGAUCGCCAGUGCGAGCAAUCAUCCCAAUACUACGACAACCACCACGGCCGCUCCCGCCAACGUCCCACGGAAACGUGGUCGCCCACGCAAACAUCCACUGCCAGUACCCGGGAGCCAGAUCAAGAUCACCAAGGGAAGAUCUAAGACGGGCUGUAUUACUUGUCGACGACGGAAGAAGAAAUGCGACGAGACAAAGCCAUCGUGUUUAAACUGCCAAAAGAACGCGGUCGUGUGCGAAGGGUACCCUCCCAAGGAGAUCUGGAAAAGCGGUAAACAGAAGAUGGAGGACGCUGUACCGCGCUCCCUACCUUUUCUCAUCGACGGGGUGGAAACGGAGAUCGACCGACGAUUCCUUGACCAUUUCGUCUACGGCUUCAGUCGUGUGCUGACAUUAAUCAACGAUGACACCAAUCCGUUCAAGGAAAUCCUCCUUCCCAUGGCGACUCAACACCGAGGGUUGAUGCACUCGCUCAUGUGCCUGUCCGGUUCACAUCUGUCGACGUUCGAUCCAGAGCCCAUGCUGAAGGAGCGCAAAUUCUACCACUUCCAUCAUGCUAUUCAAGAUCUCAAGGAGAGUAUCAUGUCCUCGAGUAUCAAAUCAUCGGGCGACUCCCAGGAGCCAGAGCUUUUGGUAGAGGAUCCUAUCAUCGCAUCGACCAUCGCUCUCAGUCUCAAUACGAUCUGCGAAGGGGAGACCAAUGGCGAGUACAGGCCGCAUAUGGAUGCGGCGAGGUAUCUGCUGGUGACCCAGCAACCACGAAACGAGAAAUUCCGACAGUUCAUCGUCGAGUUCUUCCAGUACCACGACGUAUCCAACUCGAUCACCUCUCUGGACCGGCGCCCCGCCCUCCGGAGCGAUGAUCUAAAACUUCCCGACUUUGUGCCUCAGCAGGCCGGAAUGUUUCUUGGCGUAUUCGACGGUUUGUUCAACUAUAUCUCCGAUGUAACAAGGUUGCGCGAUCGCAUUCGGCAGCGUUUCAACGAAGGGUACGAGCCUGCGGUGGACUACCAGAUCUUGAGCGAUGCCGUCUCGAUAGACUCGGCCAUCCGGGCAUGGGAAACAUCCCAUCCUCCCAACACACCAAACUGGUUCCUGGCCCAGCUGUACCGUCAGUCAACAUGGGUCUAUCUGUACCGUACUAUCCGCCCGUCCAAGCCCAGUGAUAAGAUAGCUCAGGUGGUGGACGAUGGUCUCUCCUACUUGGAUCAACUGCCGCAAGAUUCCGGAGCCUUUAGCAUUGUCCUGAUGCCCUUGUUCCUCCUUGGUUGCUCAGCAUUCCUUCCUCGUCAGCGAGAACGGAUACAGAAAGGCUUCGAGUCCCUCAAGGCUUACUCCAACCUGCGCAAUAUCGAACCCGCCUUCAAGGUGGUUCGACGGGUAUGGGAGAUCAUGGAUACCAAAACCGAAGACAGCUGGGACUGGGAGAAGAUCAUCAACGAUAUGAACAUGGACUUCCUCAUCACCUAG
This is a messenger RNA of Aspergillus fumigatus Af293, 1986 nucleotides long. The record is from RefSeq and is a predicted model, not a curated record. NCBI's taxonomy places the organism in Eukaryota, Fungi, Ascomycota, Eurotiomycetes, Eurotiales, Aspergillaceae.